AAGUCACUCAAUUUGAAAAUAUCACAAACACCCGUUUUGUUUAUAAAAUAAAUAUUCAAUUCACGAUAAGAAUAAACAAUUUUUUGUGAAAAACUGAUAACAUUCGGUCGCGGAUCAACGUAUUUACCAAUCUCCCCACUCACUCGUUUUAUUACCAUUUAAAAACAUAUCGCGAGUGCAGUAAAACAGUUCGUGGUGUGUAAAAUGGUCCAAGAAGACAACCAAUUCGUGCUCGAGGGGCCUCCGCCCCUGCAGCCCCUCCCCCGUCUCUCCCUCGGCCGCCUCGUCUACGACAGUCUCCUCGCAAAUAUAAAAAAAGGCGACGCUUUUGUGGAUGCGGCCACCGGCGCGACCAUCUCCUACCUCGACCUCCUGAAAACCUCCUGCGCGCUGGCUGAAAGCCUCCUGAAACGGGGCUACGGCCGCGACACCGUCAUUUCAGUCAGCAGUGAAAACAACUUGCAGUUUUACAUCCCGGUGAUUGCGGGUCUCUACGUGGGGGCUGUGGUGGCCCCCUUGAACCAUAAUUACACGGAGUACGAGGCCACACACUCGCUCAACAUCUGUAAGCCCCAAAUUGUCUUUGUCUCAAGACAGGUGGCCCAGAAAUUCGUCCAAUUGAAAACACGAUGCGGUUUCAUGGAGCGAAUUGUGGUGAUUGACUCUGAUGAUGAGGUGUACGGCACCGAAACGUUGGGGGGGUUUAUUGAGAUGGGGCUACGGGGCUUCGCCCCUUUGUGUCGCUUCCCGGGGGUUGAUUUCGAUCCCGACACCCAAAUUGCGUUUAUUAUGUGCUCCUCGGGGACUACGGGGCUCCCCAAGGGGGUGAUGCAGACCCACACUAACCUCAUGGUGCGAUAUAUGCACACAAUUGAUCCGAGAUAUGUCCAAAAAUCGGAGACUUUUCUCGGGAUUUUACCCUUUUUUCACGGUUUUGGGUUAGUUACGAAUUUUUUUGCACUAGUUCAAGGGGAGAAAAUCGUUGUGAUUAGACGAUUUGAGGAGAGAUUGUUUCUUAAAGCUGUGCAAGACUACAAAAUUCCGAGUUUGUGGCUUGCGCCCCCUUUGGUUGUCUUGCUAGCGAAGAGCCCCCUUGUGGACCAAUACGACUUGUCUUGUGUCAGGGAGGUGACAAGUGGGGCUGCGCCACUUAGUAAAGAAACCGAGGAGUUGGUCAAGAAGAGGUUAAAGAUAAAGGGGAUAAGACAGGGCUAUGGCCUCACUGAGGCCACUUUGGCGGUUAUCAUGAUGAGUGUCGGGGAUACUAAACCCGGAUCUUCCGGAAAAGUCGCCUCUUACAUGAAAUGCAAAGUCCGGGAUCCGGAAACCGGAAAGUCGCUCGGACCCGGAAACGUGGGAGAGUUGUGUUUCAAAGGGCCGAUGGUAAUGCCAGGGUACUACAAUAACGAGGAAGCGACCAGAAAUUCGUUUACCAGCGAUGGGUGGCUUUUGACCGGAGAUUUGGGUUAUUAUGACCAUGAUGGGUAUUUUUUUAUCGUUGAUCGGUUGAAGGAAUGGAAAGUUUCGUCGCAGAAACGCCUUCGUGGGGGGGUGAUUUUCGUCCCCGCCAUCCCCAAAAACCCCUCCGGCAAGAUUUUGCGUCGCGAUCUGAGAAAAAUGCUGUCUGAAUUCAAAUCAAAACUUUUUGUGACAAUGCUCGAAGACAACCGAUUCGUAAUCAGUGGGCCCCCACCCCUGCAGCCCCUCCCCAAAAUCUCCCUCGGGAGGCUCAUCCACGACGGCCUUUUGGCCAAUUUUCACAAAAAACAGGCCUUGGUCGACGUUUCCACAGGCGAGUCAAUUUCCCACAAGGAAAUUUUCGAAAAAUCGUUUUUUUUGGCCUCAACUCUGCUCGAAUUCGGUUAUGGCCAAAACACAGUUGUGGCAAUUUGUAGCGAAAAUAAUUUACAAUUUUAUAUUCCAAUCAUUUCGUGUUUUUUUAUGGGGGCUGUGGUGGCCCCCAUUAACCAAAAUUACACCGAAAGUGAGACUCUUCACUCGUUGAAAAUUUGCCAACCUGAAGUAGUUUUUUGUUCAAAACAAGUCUCACCGAAAUUUAUUCAACUCAAAAACCGGUUCAAAUACCGAAUUGUCAUAAUUGAUGCUGAAGUUGGCGUCAAAGGGGCCGAAACUUUGGGUAGUUUCACCAAAAAAAAAAGUUUGGUUAGGUUCAAGUUGGGGGAUUUUGAUCCUGAGACUCAAGUGGCGGUCAUCAUGUGCUCAUCGGGGACCACAGGGCUGCCAAAAGGCGUAAUGCUCACGCAUACCAACCUCAUGGUGCGGUAUAUGCACACCAUUGAUCCACGUUAUGUCACUAAAAGUGGUAAUUUCCUCGGGGUUUUGCCCCAAUUCCACUGUUACGGUUUAAUAACAAACUUUUUCGCCCUUGUUGAGGGCCAAAAAAUCAUUUUGAUGAAGAAAUUCUCCGAUGAAAUUUUCCUUCAAACAAUUCAAAAUUACCAAAUUUCGACUUUGUUUCUUGUCUCUCCUCUGGUUGUUUUGUUAGCGAAGAGCCCCCUUGUUGACAAGUUUGACUUGUCUUGUGUCAAGGAUAUAGUAGGCGGGGCGGCCCCUCUUAGUAGGGAGACCGAAAAAGCGGUUAUAACCCGGUUAAAAAUCCCGGCGGUUAGACAAGGUUACGGUUUAACCGAAGCCACACUUUGUGUCCUGAUGAUGAAUGUUGGGGAUUCGAAACCGGGUUCGUGUGGUAAAGUCGUCUCUUAUGUGAGUUGCAAAGUCCGGGAUCCGGGAACCGGAAAGUCGCUCGGACCCGGAAACGUGGGAGAGUUGUGUUUUAAAGGGCCGUUGGUAAUGAUGGGUUACUACCAUAAUGAGGAAGCGACCAGAAAUGCGUUUACCAGCGAUGGGUGGCUUUUGACCGGAGAUUUGGGUUAUUAUGACCAUGAUGGGUAUUUUUUUAUCGUUGAUCGGUUGAAGGAAUUGAUCNCGUUUACCAGCGAUGGGUGGCUUUUGACCGGAGAUUUGGGUUAUUAUGACCAUGAUGGGUAUUUUUUUAUCGUUGAUCGGUUGAAGGAAUUGAUCAAGUAUAAGGGUUUUCAGGUGGCGCCAGCUGAACUCGAAGCUGUCAUUUUGAGUAAUCCGAAAGUGCAAGAUGUGGGGGUUGUGGGACUCCCCGAUGAGAGUUGRGGGGAAUUACCGGUGGCGUUUGUUGUCAAAAAACCAGGGUCGGAUUUGACUGAAAAGGAAGUCAUCGAUUUUGUUGCAGGGAAAGUUUCGUCGCAGAAACGCCUUCGAGGAGGAGUGAUUUUCGUCCCCGCCAUCCCCAAAAACCCAUCCGGCAAGAUUUUGAGACGAGAAUUGAGAAAUUCUCUCAUUAAUCGUCUUGCAAAAUUGUGAUUUUUUUCUGGUUUUGAUUUGGGUUCAGGUUUUGAAUAAAAAUAAAGUGUGUCAAAUCUGUCGAGUCA
Molecule: messenger RNA, 3425 nt
Organism: Tribolium madens (black flour beetle)
Lineage: Eukaryota; Metazoa; Arthropoda; Insecta; Coleoptera; Tenebrionidae
Product: luciferin 4-monooxygenase-like
Exons: 10
Coding region: 205-3357 (1050 amino acids)
Biological process (GO): long-chain fatty acid metabolic process; fatty-acyl-CoA biosynthetic process
Molecular function (GO): long-chain fatty acid-CoA ligase activity
Source: RefSeq, a predicted model, not a curated record